Molecule: messenger RNA, 1035 nt
Organism: Musa acuminata AAA Group (dessert banana)
Lineage: Eukaryota; Viridiplantae; Streptophyta; Magnoliopsida; Zingiberales; Musaceae
Product: dehydration-responsive element-binding protein 1G-like
Exons: 1
Coding region: 89-715 (208 amino acids)
Biological process (GO): regulation of DNA-templated transcription
Molecular function (GO): DNA-binding transcription factor activity; DNA binding
Source: RefSeq, a predicted model, not a curated record
AACGCACCGCGCUACUCCCCGAGCCCGCCUCACACUCCACUCCACAGCAGCAGCAGCAGAGGAAGAGGAAGAGGAGGAGAAACGGAGAAUGGAGAGCGUUAGCAGUGACUCGUUGGAUUCGCCGGUGGCGCGACGGUCGGGGUCGGACGAGGAGAUCUCCUACACGACGGUGUUGUCGGCGCCGCCGAAGCGGCGGGCGGGGCGCACCAAGUUCCGGGAGACGCGGCAUCCGGUGUACAAGGGCGUGCGGCGCCGCAACGGGGACAAGUGGGUGUGCGAGGUGCGGGAGCCCAACAAGAAGUCGAGGAUCUGGCUGGGCACCUUCCCCACCGCCGAGAUGGCCGCCCGCGCCCACGACGUGGCCGCCAUGGCCCUCCGGGGCCGCUCCGCCUGCCUCAACUUCGCCGACUCCGCGUGGCUCCUCCCCGUCCCGGAGUCCUCCAGCCCCGUCGACAUCCGCAAGGCGGCCGCACGCGCGGCCGAGGCAUUCCAGCCCCAGCCGGAGUCCGACAACGUCCCCGAGCAAAUGGAGGAUCACGUGAUGGCAAUGGAGACAGUCGACGACCCGUUCUUCAUGGAGGACGGGCUCAACUUCGGCAUGCAGGGAUACCUGGACAUGGCACAAGGGUUGUUGAUCGAUCCACCGCCACCGCCGGCGAUGAAUGAGGAGGACGAGAUGGACGGGGAUGUGAUACUGUGGAGCCAUUCCGCCUGAAGAUACCGUAAUCACCACCUGUACAAUGUAGGUUAAGAGUGCUCGUUGGCCGGAAGCGGUGGCCAAUUCAGUGCCUCUACUCCUCCUGCAUCAGUUUGGUGGGAAAUGGAGUGUUCUAUAAAUAAGACCAUUCCGAAAUCUCCCUCUCUAUAUAAAUAUGAGAAGCAGAAUUCGGGUAGUAAAGCUUUGAAAUGGAGGGAAACAGAGGGGAAGAGUUCAAAACAAUCUAUGCUUUUAGAACAGUAUAAUCUGUGUUUUGUCUUCUAAUUUGGGGGAGAAGCUAAUGCUAAUAUGCAGCGGACCGGAUGCACUUCUCAGUA